Molecule: messenger RNA, 3408 nt
Organism: Anisakis simplex (herring worm)
Lineage: Eukaryota; Metazoa; Nematoda; Chromadorea; Rhabditida; Anisakidae
Source: the annotation of a GenBank genome assembly
AUGUUUCGUAAAAACAAAAGUCGUUCGAAUCUACGUCAAAGAGUAUGCUCAGAUGACGAGAAUGAAAAAGAAGACGCAGGGAAUGCGGCCACAAAAAAUGAAAACAAACCAAAAUUGUCGGAGAAUGGCUCAGCUUCAUCGCAUUCCCUGGCCACAGCCAAUAGUGAUUUAGCAAAAAAGGUUACUAAACCGCAAGCACCACCGCAUAGUCAGUCGUCUGCAUCGCCAAACACAUCGACUACAGACACACAAUUAAUACCCAAAGCGAACAGUUUGCUGAGUUUUAACGACCUAGAAGGUGAUGAUGUAAUGGACUUUAAAUUGCGCAAGAAAGACCAGAAUAAACGAAUGGAAAAAUUGGCCAAAAAAGCGAAAUCAUUACGUAAAAAGGAGUUGGAAGAAGACGACAAUGUGGAUGAAAUGCAAAAAAGCACUCAAUCACCAAAAUCUAAAUCUAAAAUCAAGCAAGAGCUGUUAGAUUACCAUAACACAUCAUCACCAUCCAAUUCAUCGAAGGUAAAUUCAGAAAGGAUCAAGGUGGAGUAUUCAUCACCACAAAGAGAUACAGAUGACGAUGUUGAAAGAACAACUCGCAGCAAAUUUUCCACCACUUUAGGUCAAAUCCCGGAUGCACAAGCAGUGUACGAGGCUCGAAAGAAGCGAGAAAAGUUGCGAAUGAGUGGUGCGAGUGGAAAUAUACCAUUGGAUGAUGUGCAGAAAUUGAAGGAUAAAUCGGUCGUACGAUCUCGUUUGAUACGCGAAGAUGAUAACGAUAUGAGUGACGAGGAUGAUGGAACCGGAAGAUUUUAUUCGUCCAAAACGCUCGUGAUAGAUGAAGAUGAACGUCGUCGUGUUGAACAAUCACACUUUUUAUCCAUUGAGCAAGGCGAUAACGAGAACGAGCAGUCUGAUGAGGAGAUAUCGAAAUGGGAAAGUGAGCAAAUGAAGAAAGGCGUUUCUUCGUACAAGGUUGAGUUACUGGAACAGGAGCGACGAAGAAUGACGGAAAUGAUGGGUGCGAUGGUGAUGCAACAGCAACAGAAUUACGGUUAUAUUAAUGAUGAGAAUAACGAACCGUUACCGAUGGAUGUCGAUAUGGAUAUCGAAUUCGAUAUGCAGCAGGGCGAUUCGAAAACUGGCAGUAAGGUGAGUGGACAUACGUCGAACGUUACGUUGGAUGGAAUUCUUUCAAAAUUACGACUGAGGAUAAACGAUCGUGACGAGGCGUUGAACGGUCGUGAGGCAGAACUGGAUAAGGUGGAGAAGAAUUUGAAAGAGAAUCGAGAAACAAUGGUGAAACUGAAGAGUGACGAGCCGAGACUGAACGAGCUGUUCACGAUGUAUCAAGAGAUCAGAGCGUUCUCGAGAGACUUGAUGGAGUGUCUCUCGGAGAAAGUCGACGAAAUCAAGCAGUUGGAAACACGAAUGUAUUCGAUAAGAUCGCAACGAUCAAACAAACUCAAGAAACGUUUUCGUCAAGACGUUCACGACGUAUACGAUGAAUGUUCUGCGUCCGCUAAUGGCAAACUGAUAAAUUCGAUUCGAAAUCAGGCAGUUAUGCAACGUGCUUCUGAACGAGAGGCGAGACGUGCUCGCCGUCGACGAAAUCGUGAGAAUACUCUGGAAGGGAUAUCGCAUGAAGAUGGUCUGAGUACGGAUGAUGAAGAGACGAAUACUGAAAUUACAGCAACACAACUUUCGAUUAAUGAAAUAACCGAGGCAUCGCGAUUGAUAUUCGUUGAUACGUUGGAUGAAUUCAGUCGAAUUGAUAAGAUCAUGUCGAGAUUUGUGGAUUGGAUCGGUUUGGAUGAGAAGUCGUUCAGUGAUGCGUACAUUCAGUUGUGUAUUCCGAAAUUGUUAUCGCCUUUUAUUCGGAUCGAAUUGAUCAGUUGGAAUCCUUUGGAGAAUGACGAUCAACUUUUACACCAAAUGAAGUGGUACGAGCAGUUGCUGACAUGCGGUUCAUCGAAUGCGGAUUUGAGUGGAGAGCAUUCGAUUAUUGUUUCGUUCAUACCGCUUUGCAUUGAAAGAAUUGUUAUUCCACGAAUAGCUGAUAUGGUGAAGGAUCAAUGGGAUCCAUUGUCGAGCAAGCAAAGCGGAAGGUUGUCCGCCUUAAUCAGUACUCUGAUUGAUGAAUGCCCGACGUUGGUACCGACGAGUCGUUCGAUUAAACGACUGUUGACGAAUAUACGAGAACGAAUUCAAGAGUCGAUCGAUGAGGAUCUCUUCGUGCCUAUUUACUCGAAACAAGCAGUGGAGAAUGCAGCAAGUGGAUGUCGUGCGUUCCUUGAUCGGCAGUUCUGGACUGCAAUCAAACUUUGUGGAUGUGUGAACAAAUUCUCAACGAUUCUAUCAGAGGACUGUCUCAAAGAGUUGGUAGUGGAUGGAAUAUUGAAGAGGAGUAUUCAGUUGGCAUUACAGUGUUCGUUGUGGAAUGAUGCAGCGAUUAUACGAAAGUGUAAAGCGAUCAUCAAGUCGAUUCCAUCGAAUUGGUGGAUCAAAUAUGAAACUGCGCUGAAGUCGUUGAUUUAUGUAAUUGUACAGAUUAAUGAUGAAUACAUUUACAGUAAAAAUAGGUUGAAUUUACUCUUCGAAAAAUUUUGGCUUCGAAAAACUUCUUUAAUGUUUCUCAAUGUUCAGUUGCAACGAAUUGGUGAUAGCGGCAAUGCCUCAUCGGAUAAACGGCAUAUCACUCGUAAGUUGGAUCAAUUACUGGCUGGAUUAAGACAGAUAUUGGAUAUCCGAUCGAAGUUGAGCGAUCAGGAUCAGGAACGAUUCGAUCAACGAAUUGAGCCGAUUCGAACUCAGAUUCAGUCCGUCGUGAAUACGUUGAAUUUGGUUUGUGCAUCCGAUGACAAUGACAACGAGAAUAGCGCAGGCGAUUUGGGUUGUUCCCCUAAAGAGGAGUUGAUAUCCGGCAAGAAUUUCAACGAUGGCCGUAAUAUUUAUGCGGAUUUAUAUGAACAACAAACCUCUGCGGCUGCUAGAGCACAAUCGGGACCAGAGCAGAUGAGAACUCAAGCACAAAUUCGAGCCGACGAAUUGCGACUAAAGGCAGAACAGGCGAGAAUGGAUGCGGAGGAAUCGAAGAGAUUAGCUGCGGAUAUACAAGAUUUGAACGAGAUAAUGAUUGAUUUAGGACAGCUUGUACAUAAUCUACUGCAGUCUCAACACGAAAUCGUCGACAGUAUUGAGGAGAACGUUGAACGAUCCAGACAUCACGUCGAGGCGGGUCAUCGCAAUCUGAAAAAGGCUCAAUCUUCGCAGUCUGCGAAAUAUCCUUUAGUGGCAGCCGCAGUCGGAAGUGUGGCGUUGGGAGGGCCAAUCGGAAUCGCUGCAGGGUCAACGAUUGCCGGGGUCUGUGCUGCAGUGGGGGGUGCGAUUGCAGGUGAGUGGUAUCGCUACUGA